This is a messenger RNA of Rhopilema esculentum, 2725 nucleotides long. RefSeq names its product synaptotagmin 2. The record is from RefSeq and is a predicted model, not a curated record. Lineage: Eukaryota; Metazoa; Cnidaria; Scyphozoa; Rhizostomeae; Rhizostomatidae. Gene Ontology annotation, biological process: calcium-ion regulated exocytosis. Gene Ontology annotation, molecular function: clathrin binding; SNARE binding; phosphatidylserine binding. Gene Ontology annotation, cellular component: exocytic vesicle; plasma membrane.
GGGCGCUGGAUUUGACACUCAACAGCGCUGCGAAGGUGCGUUUUGGAAUGAAGAGGAAGUGGCGACGGUGAGUGCCAACAUGGUUGCUCAUUUGCUUGGAAUUUUAAAGAUUCGUAGUUGAGAAUUUGCUUGGUGAGGUUUAGGAACACGGAGAACAAGGGGCCAUGAAGGAUGGAUGACGCAACAAACACAUACAUUGCAAUAACAUCCGCUCUGUUGCUUGUGCUGCUCUUGCUAACCUUCAUGUUGGCUGGCAUUGUUUGGCAUAAGAGCAGGCAAGCAAAGAAGAAAAGCAUCAAGCGAAGAAAGCCAAAGUUAAAACUAAACAUCAAGGAUGUCCCUAAGACCACGGCCCACCCCCCUUCGGCAGCCUAUCAGAUCUUAUCAGCAAAAGAUCCACCUGAGUUCACAAUCCCUCCCACCCCAACACUGUCAGAUCCAUCGACACCUGAUUCACCAAGGACCCCAAGACAUUUGAUGAAGCAAUUCGAUUCGCCAUUAGGCUCCCCAAUGUCUGACUACGUUGAAACGCCGUUAGGAUCUCCAAACUUAUCACCAAUAGCAACGCCUAGGAACUCUACCACUACUAUGAUGUCUGAUUUAUUGUACAGAAGAUCAGCCUCGGUCCCAAAUGAAGUUUUCUUUUCGAGAGACAAGGCAGGACAAGAGCUGAAUUCUUCAAAUUUAUGGAGAUCAGCAAUUUCAAAAACGGUUGCUGCAUCUUUAUUAAGUCGCCCCCUUAGAGGUAAUAGAAGGAUAUAUGCAUCAAAUGGCAUCAUCAAAUUUUGUUUGAAGUACAAUCCUGCUACAUCAGAGCUUUUCAUAAAGAUUCUGGACCUGUUGGACUUACCAUUAACAAGAGAGAAAGGAGUUUCAUACCCAUAUGUGCAAGUCUUCGUGACAUCUGACGACGAGAAUCAUAAGCAGUUCUUUUACGAGGUUUUGAAUUACUCAAGAGAAAAGACCUGCAAUGUCACUGGGUUGAGCAUGGAUAAAGUUAAAGCAUCAACAUUAAGAUUUGUUGUGCUGGACUAUGAUAAAUUUUCGAGGACUGAGUUUGUUGCUGAUGUGUCUCUGCCCCUUGAGCAUGUCAACUUCGAUGGUCAAGAAGAGUCUAGGCCCCUGUGUAUUGCUUCAAAUGAUGAUCAAAAGGAAAAAGGAGAGCUGUUAGUUUCGCUCUCGUAUCAACCAAACUCAGGACAAGUGUCAGUGAUUGUCUUAAAAGCAAAUGGGCUUCCCGAGGGACCAAAUGGCAGCCGACCAGAUUAUUAUGUGAAAAUCACUUUGCUAAGAGAGGGAGUCAUGACAGACAAAAGGCGAACUAGAGUGUGUAAGAAGUCGAGGUGUCCUGUUUUCAAUGAGAAGCUUGUAUUCCCUGUGGACGAGCAUGGACUAAGGAGCAUUUGCCUCGUCUUCGAUAUGAUGCACCACGAAUCGAGACUGAAGCAAGAUAAAACUGGUAACGUUGUUAUUGGCAACCAUCACCCGCAAAGAGCCAUAACUCCGUUGGAACUCAAACAUUUUCACGAGAUGCUUGAAUCGCCACAGAAACAAAUCGCUGAAUGGCACAAAAUUGUAUGAGUCGACGAUUUUCACGAUAUUACACGUUAGAAAUAUAUUUACCUUUUUAAUAAGCAACCCAGCCCUCAAUUCUUAAGCAACUCAUCGUAGGACCUCAGUUCUCGAGAUUUUAUUGGAAAGUGUUUGAGAUUUCGGUCUUCAACCUCGUAUGUUUGCAUGCAGGGUAAUUCUGCAUCCCUUAAUGGAAAAAUUGUGAAAUAUGGCAUACGUGCCAUUGGAUAACAUUUUUUCUAUAAACGACAUAAUAUAUGAAUAAUGUUGCAACUAAAGACAAGGUUGCAGAUAAACAAAAGCAAGGCAUAACUUUGUUGUGUAGUUGCUUACAGCUUAUUCAAUAACCCCUUCAGUUGCCUAAUUUUUGCGCAACACUUCUCCAGAAUCCAUCAUGGCUGCUUACUCAUAAGUUGCUUUUAUAAAAUGACCUGUACACGAUUGUCAUCUGUGACUUGUACGUUGCAGAGCAAUAUUCGAACGUGAAUAAAUCUAAAUUUCAAACGAUGACUUUACCAUGCGUAUCAUUUUCUACAAAAAUAUUUACCAAAUUAUCUGUAUGUUUUUGUAUCCAGCUUCUUUUGUAUUAGGGUCCUUUUAUAAUAAUUUAAUAUAAAUUCCUUAACUACAUUAUUCCAUCGAUUUGAGAGUUCUAGGCGCCUUAGCUCUUGAAGGACUAGCUUAAACUGUUUAAAACAGAAGCUGUCUCACUUUGUUUGGCGUGAUAAGUAUUUGCUACGUGCUAAUGUGCCUCGCAGGAAAAUACAACUUCUUCAUGUGUUUAGCUGGUCUUUGCACUAAAUCAAUGUCACGGUCUUUGAGUAUCACCCCCUGGUCACCAAAUACUGCUAAGACUGAACCAGUCGACUUCCUUUUGUCCUUUUUUGAGCUCAAGUCUCUCUAGAACUCUCUCUCUAUUUGCUCGGCGAAUUCAUAAUCAAAAUUGCUUCUUUGUGAUUACAAUCGAUCUUUAUUCUAUAAAUAGCAUUUUGUGAAAUACACUUUGUCAAUAGCGGGAUUCGUCAGUAUGAAUAUAUCAACGAUUUUUAAUUUUGCAUGGUAGAAUAAAGCGACAAAUAUUUAUUCUCUCCCUGUUUUCAUUGUAACUAAUAUUGUACAUAAAAAGGAAUUGCUGAAAAUGUGCCAUUUGUCG